CUCGCGGCCGGAGAGGCAGUCCUUAGGCAGCUCUUCCCAAGCCCAGCAGUUCGCUGCGUCUGGAGGAGCUCUCUGGAGAAUCUCCAACCUCGGAGCAGGCCUUCAACUACCAUCCUACUAUCUUUUAAGAAGCAAAGCCUUCAAGACUCAGAGUACACAUCUUGCACCAGAGGCCCCACAGCCCUGAACAGGAAAUGAUGCUCCGGACCUUCAAUCUAUUGCUCGGUUGCGUUUGGCUCAGUCUGGGUAUGGCCUCAAUGGCAGUGGAGCCUGAACCAGAGCUGUGGAUGGAAUCCAACCACCCCCAUGCCCCCUGGAAGAACAUGACACUUCAAUGCAGAAGCCCCUUUCGGGUGUCCAGCAAGUUCCUGCUGAUGAAAGAUAACACACAGAUUACCUGGAUUCGUCCUCCUUACAAGACCUUCCAAGUGUCAUUCUUCAUAGGGGCCCUUACUGAGUCUACUAUAGGUGUUUAUCGAUGCAGCUACUGGAAGGAGAAAGGCUGGUCAAAGCCCAGUAAGAUUCUAGAGUUGGAAUCACCAGACCAACUUCCUAAACCCAUCUUCUGGAUCCAGGCAGAGACGCCUCCUCUUCCUGGAUGCAAUGUUAACGUCCUCUGCAAUGGAUGGCUUCAGGAUUUGGUAUUUAUGCUGUUUAAAGAGGGACACACAGAGCCCGUAGAUGACCAAGUCCCAACUGGGACAAUGGCCAUAUUCUCCAUUGACAACUUGGCACCUGAGAAUGAUGGGGUUUACAUCUUCCGCACUCACGUCCAGAUGCUCCCCACUCUGUGGUCAGAGCCCAGCAACCCCCUGAAGUUGGUGGUGGCAGGUCUCUACCCCAAACCAACUCUGACAGCCCAUCCUGGGCCCAUCCUGGCACCUGGAGAAAGCCUGAGUCUCAGGUGCCAAGGGCCAAUAUAUGGAAUGACGUUUGUUUUAUUGAGGUUGGAAGGCUUGAAGAAAUAUUCUUACUACAAGAAGCCAGUAAAAAAUGAGGCGUAUUUCUACUUCAAGUCUCUGAAGACCCAGGAUACAGGGCAUUACCUCUGUCUUUACUAUGAUGCGUCCUACAGAGGCUCACUGUUUAGUGAUAUCCUGAAAGUUUGGGUGACUGACACUUUUCCCAAGACCUGGCUACUUGUUCAACCCAGUCCUGUGAUUCAAAUGGGUCAAAACGUAAGCCUGAACUGUCAAGGACUGAUGGAUGGAGUGGGGCUUGCCCUCUAUAAGAAGGGAGAAGAAAGACCCCUUCAGUUUCUGGAUGGCACCAGCAACGAUGGCAACAGUUCAUUCUUACUCAAGAAUGUGACCUCCAAGGAUGCUGGCAUCUAUAGCUGCCAGUAUUUCCUAAACUGGAAGACGUCCAUUAAGAUGGAAACAUACAAUACUGUGGAGCUGAUGGUUGUAGCUUGGCCCAGUUCUGUUUUCAAAAUGGGAAAGACAAUCACCUUUCAGUGCCGAGUAUCUCAUCCAGUACUCGAAUUUGCUCUGGAAUGGGAAGAAAAAACAACAUUCCAAAAAUUCUCAGUAGACGAAGACUUCAUUGUCACUAAGAUUGAAGGGCAAGGCACAGGUACCUACAGUUGCAGCUAUUUUAUUCAGUCACACCCCGACAUCUGGUCACAUCACGGCAAACCUCUGAAGUCGGCGAGACCAACAGGCUUCCUCACCUGGAAUUCCAUUAUGAAUGAAGUGUUCAGGAUAUCCCUAUUUGUCCAGCUUAUCUCCUUGCUGUUGCUAGUGCUAUGGAUACAGUUGAGAUGUCGGAGAUUGAGAUUCAGAGAAAUCUGGUUGUUGGGAACAGCUCAAGGGGUCGCUAUGCUCUUCAUAUUCAUGGGUCUUCUUUGCUGUGGACUGUGCAAAGGGGCACUGGCAGAAGAGAUUGAAAUAAUCAUGCCAACUCCCAAGCCGGAACUGUGGGCAGAGACGAACUUCCCUCAGGCCCCGUGGAUGAACUUGACUAUUUGGUGCAGAAGCCCUUCUGGCUCAACUAAGGAGUUUGUGUUACUGAAGGACGGGACCGGGUGGAUUGCAACUCGCCCGGCCUCGGAGCAGGUCCGGGCUGCCUUCCCCCUUGGCGCCCUGACCCACAGUCACACCGGGAGUUACCAUUGCCAUUCAUGGGAGGAGAUGGCUGUGUCGGAGCCUAGUGAAGCACUUGAACUAGUAGGAACAGACAUCCUUCCCAAACCUGUCAUUUCGGCUUCCCUCCCAGUCCGGGGCCAGGAACUGCAGAUCCGGUGCAAAGGAUGGCUGGAGGGUUUAGGGUUUGCUCUGUUUAAGAAGGGAGAGCAGGAACCUGUCCAGCAACUUGGUGCUGUUGGAAGAGAAGCCUUCUUUACAAUUCAAAGAAUGGAGUAUAAAGACCAGGGCAAUUACAGCUGCCGCACACACACCGAAAUGCAGCCCUUCAAGUGGUCUGAGCCCAGUGAGCCCCUGGAGCUUGUCAUAAAAGAAACAUACCCCAAGCCUUUCUUCAAGGCAUGGGCCAGCCCUGUGGUCGCUCCUGGUGCCCGAGUGACUUUCAAUUGUUCCACCUCUCAUGAGCACAUGAGCUUUAUUCUUUACAAGGAUGAUACUGAAAUUGCAUCCAGCGACCCAGUCCAGCCUGGGUCUAGUGCAGCUCACUUUCUGAUCAUUUCAGUGGGCAUUGGUGAUGGAGGGAACUACAGCUGCCGUUAUUAUGACUUUUCCAUCUGGUCAGAGCCCAGUGACCCAGUGGAGCUCAUUGUGACAGAAUUCUACCCCAAACCUACUCUCUUGGCACAACCUGGCCCUGUCGUACUUCCUGGGAAGAAUGUGACAUUGCGCUGCCAAGGAAUUUUCCAGGCCAUGAGGUUUGCCCUCUUACAGGAGGGGAACCAUGCUCCCAUACAGUUCCAGAGUGCUUCGGGGACCUCAGUUGACUUCCUCCUCCAAACCGUUGGAGCAGAGGACUCUGGGAACUACAGCUGUAUCUACUAUGAGACAACCAUGUCCAACAGGGGCUCAUACCCUAGUAUACCCCUUAUGAUCUGGGUGACUGAUACAUUCCCCAGACCAUGGUUGUCUGCUGAGCCUAGUUCUGUGGUUACUAUGGGACAAAAUGUUACACUUUUGUGCCAAGGACCAGUCCGUGGAGUUGGGUACAUUUUGCACAAAGAAGGAAAAGCCACUUCAAUGCAGCUUUGGGGGUCCACCAGCAAUGAAGGAGCAUUCCCUAUCACCAAUAUAUCUGGUGCAAGCAUAGGUCGUUACAGCUGCUGUUACCACCCUGACUGGAUUAGCUCUAUCAAGAUACAGCCUAGCAACACGCUGGAACUCAUGGUCACAGGUUUACUCCCUAAACCCAGCCUGUUAGUUCAACCAGGCCCCAUGGUAGCCCCUGGAGAAAACAUGACUCUUCAAUGUCAAGGGGAGCUGCCAGAUUCAACGUUUGUCCUUUUGAAAGAGGGGAAGCAACAACCGUUAGAGCAGCAGAGGCCAAGUGGGUACAGAGCUGACUUCUGGAUGCCAGUGGUGAGGGAUCAAGAUUCUGGUGUCUACAGCUGUGUUUAUUAUCUGGAUUCUGCUCCCCUUGCGGCUUCAAACCAUAGCAACUCUCUAGAGAUCUGGGUAACCGAUAAGCCCCCUAAGCCCUCUCUGUCAGCCUGGCCCAGCACUGUGUUUAAACUAGGGAAGGACAUUACCCUUCAGUGCCGAGGACCCCUACCAGGAGUUGAAUUUGUGCUGGAGCAUGAUGGAGAAGAAGCCCCCCAACAGUUCUCCGAGGAUGGGGACUUUGUCAUCAACAACCUGGAAGGGAAAGGCAUUGGAAACUACAGCUGCAGCUACCGUCUGCAGGCCUACCCCGACAUCUGGUCAGAGCCCAGUGAUGCCCUGGAGCUGGUUGGAGCAGCAGGGCCUGUUGCUCAAGAGUGCACCGUGGGUAACAUUGUCCGAAGCACCCUGAUUGUGGUGGUUGUGGUAGCCUUGGGGAUAGUGCUAGCCGUAGAGUGGAAGAAGUGGCCUCGACUUCGAACUAGGGGCUCUGAGACAGAUGGAAGAGACCAGACCGUAGUCCUUGAAGAGUGUAACCAAGAAGGAGAAGCAGGCACCACCGCCAAUUCUCCUUCAUCUGCCACUCCGGAAAUCUCCGUGGAACUGACAGUCCCAAUAUAAUUACCCACCCUUUACAAGAGCUUUCCUCUCCUUUCUUUUCCCUGUAGAGACCUGGAAAUCCAACG
Messenger RNA from Arvicola amphibius (Eurasian water vole), 4207 nucleotides. It is a transcript of the gene Igsf1, whose product is annotated as immunoglobulin superfamily member 1. Lineage: Eukaryota; Metazoa; Chordata; Mammalia; Rodentia; Cricetidae. The record is from RefSeq and is a predicted model, not a curated record. The transcript has 20 exons. The coding region runs from base 195 to 4142 and encodes 1315 amino acids.